UUUGUGGUUUUGAUUGAUGUCUGUGGUUGGUUGUCGCGCUUGUCGUUUUGUCGUGCGGAUGUAUGAUAAAAAUUUAGAUACAUAAUUUUUGUGUUGUUAAACUUAAUAACUAAAGAAAAAAUAAUUAGGAGUCAAGCCUUCUAUAAAAAAUUAAAACAUCUUGAAACACAUAAUCCAUGCAAUUUGUUUUGACACAUGAGUAUGUGAAUGCGGCAGCAUCUCGAAAUCGAAGUGGUCAAUUAGCUAUGUCUACGUGCCAGUCUCCCGAGUGAGACGAGUGAAAGUGCAACAAAGUACACCUGUGAACAUGUCGAAGUUCUUGUGAAAUGAGUGACGAGUGCUAAGGCCAUCGAAUGGAAAACGUAAACUUUCAGGCGUGUGGGGACGAGAUCGAACGGGCCUUGAUGGACCUGGGCCCCCUGCUCGGCGUCUCCAUCAAAGAGGAGGUCCCGGAAGAAAUUACAGACGGCAGCGCGCCGCCUGCAGCCUCGCUCAAUGUGAGUAGCACACCUGAUGGCGGCGCCCCCAGCUGCCCCGACGCGGCAGACGGCGGCGACGCGGGCGCGCUGGGCGAGGCGGCCGAGACCGGCAAAGCCGGGGCGGCGGACUCGCUGGCGUCGCCCAGCGCGUCGCGCGCGCCGCCCGCCGACACGCGCUGCGUGCUGUGCCACACGGUGCUCACUCUCGCGGAAGGCACGCCCAAGCUCAUGGAGUGCCUGCACUCUGCCUGUGAACCAUGUAUCAGAGCCAAGCUAGAAGAGAAGCAAGCCAGUUCCAGAGAUUUCUUAGGAGCCGAGCGUGUGACCAUUACGUGUCCCGCGUGUCGCCUGCAAUGUCAGGUGGCGAACAUGAUCGACCAACGUUUCGUACUUGAGAAAAUGGCACUGGAGCAAGCCGGCUCUAAUGGCGCGGGCGGCGAGCAGCAGUGCAACAGCUGCGAGGACACGGAGCCCGCCACCAGCUACUGCGUGGACUGCGCCGAGUUCAUCUGCGACAACUGCGUGCACGCGCACCAGAGGCUGAAGAUCACCAAGGAGCACACCAUCAAGUCGCGGGACGAGGCGCUGGCCGAGCUGCAGGCGGCGCAGGGCGGCGCGCGCAGCGACCACGACAUGUUCUGCAGCGAGCACGUGCAGGAGCGGCUGACGCUGUUCUGCGAGACGUGCGACCGGCUGACGUGCCGCGACUGCCAGCUGCAGCACCACCGCGACCACAAGUACCAGUUCAGCACGGAGAUGGCGGCGCAGGCACGUGCGCAGAUCUCGGCGCUGCUGUCGGAGGUGAGCUACAAGCGCGUGCUGCUGGGCUCCGCCAUGAAGGUCAUCCGCGACCGCCAGCAGCUCAUCGCCGACAAGAAGAAGGCGCUCGUGCACGAGAUCACGCAGACCGUCGUCAAGCUGACCAACGCCAUCAACACGCGCGGCAAGCAGCUGGUGCUGCGGCUGAACGAGGUGUGCGACGGCAAGCAGCGCACGCUGAGCGAGAAGAAGGACGCGCUGGAGCAGCUGGCCGCCAUCACCGACCACUGCGUGGCCUUCGUGGGCCACACCGUCGCCGCCGGCUCCGACACCGCCGUGCUGCACGCCAAGCGCGCCGUCACCGCGCACCUGCAGCGCAUCAAGAGCCGGCGCGCCGACAUCCCCAACCCCGAGAUCCCCGUGCGCAUCGCGCUGGCGCUGGACAAGCUGCCCGAGCUGUGCAAGGUGCUGGGCUCGCUGGGCGCCAUCGUCGUCGACGGCAAGCUGGACGGCGCGCCCGCCACGCCGCCCGCCGCGCCCCCGCCCGCGCCCCCCGCGCACGGGCCCUACCACCCGCCCGCGCCCGCCGCGCCCCCCGCGCCCCCGCACUCCGCCGUGGUGGCGCUGCAACACGUGGCCAUGCACCAGACUUUGGCUCGCUACCAGUCGUACGUGCAGGGCGGCGGCGCGGGCCCCGGCGGCGCAGGCCCGGGCGUGGGCCCCGGCGCGGGCCCCGGCGGCGGGUUCCUGCCGCUGCAGCAGCACGGGCUGCGCGCGCGCAGCACGCCGCUGCGCCACCCGCACGUCACCUCCACCACGCACCCCCACCAUCUGCACGGCAUGAACGAGAUGAACCUGCGCGGCCUGCUCAACGCGCAGACCGGGCGCAGCGCGCGCCAGCCGCAGCACGCCAUGCUGCAGCACGCGCCGCACGCACAGCAUGCACAGCACGCACAGCACGGACAACACCCCGCGCAUGCGCAGUUCGCCAUGCACACCUACCAGCAGAUCAUGGGCGCGUACUCUGUGGCGGGCUACGGAGCGGGAGCGGGCGCGGGGCCGGGGGUGGGGCCCGGCGUGGGGCCCGGCGCGGGCCGGCGUAGUGGUGGGCCGCGCACCCCGUCCCCCGCGCCCGCGCCCCCCGCGUACCCCGCGGCGGCGCCCAAGUGGCACAUCCCGCAGGAGGGCGCGGCGGACUACAAGAUCACGCUGGGCCGCGCGCGGGCCCCGGCCGCCGCCGUCACGUCCACCAACCCCAAGACGCCCAGCCCCAGCCUCAACGGCGGCGAGCUGGACAAGGUGUGCGCCGCGUCCGUGCAGGACCUCAUGGCCACCAUCGCCAAGCUGGACUCCAACGGGGUGCAGGUGGUGGCCGAGGCGGGCGAGCCCGCGCCCUCGCCCGCGCCCCACGUGCACUCCUCCACGGACGAGCCCAAGCCGGCGCCCGGCGACCCCAACGAGGACUGGUGCGCCGUCUGCAUGGACGGCGGCGAGCUCAUGUGCUGCGACAAGUGCCCCAAGGUGUUCCACCAGUACUGCCACAUCCCCACCAUCGACAAGCUGCCCGACGAGACGGAGACGUGGCAGUGCCUGCUGUGCGUGAACUUCGCGGAGCUGGCGCCGGGCGAGGCGGAGCGCGAGCGGCGCCUCAUGGAGCGGCUCACGCUGGAGCUGUACUGCCAGUACGAGCCCAGCCUGGCGCUGCGCGAGCCGCACGGGCCCGCGCCCACCUGCCUGGACGCCAUCCGCGGCCGCCUGCAGCCGCGCCACCCGCAGCGCUACACGCAGCUAGCGCACUACGUGGCCGACGUGCGCCUGCUGUUCCGGAACGUCUACCGGUACAACUCGGCCGACAGCAGCAUCUACAAGGACGCCAAGCGGCUGGAGGAGUUCUUCGACGCGCAGCUGCUGAAGUGGCUGCCGGAGUACGCGUACUGGGGGGGGGACGGCGAGCCCCCCAGCAAGCGCCCGCGCCCCGACCUCGCGCUGCCCGCGCCGCACUAGUGCGCGGCGCCUUCUAUUGUGAAAGUUCCUUUUGAUUAGAGUUGUUACCGCCGACGUGCGCGUUACGUUAUGUUUACUGCAUUGCCUCGCCGUUCUCUGUUCCGAGGCGACCGACUUGACUGAAAUUUAAUGAUAUUAUGUUAUAGCGCAUUGGUGCGACUCUUAUUUUAUUCUAGGUUCAAUAUAAUUGUAUUCAAACUAAACAAAAUUAUAUUUUUUUAAAGGCAGUAAUUAAUACGAUUGCAAGGUCUACGUUCGAAUCCAGAUUGUAGUCGAAGCACCUAGUUGAAUCCACUUAUUAUUGAAGGCAAUAAAGUAAUAUUAUUAUAUUUUAGUUACAUGUUUACUUGUGUGCACCUACUGCCGGUACCGUCAUGUUGCUGCUGCCAUCACAUUGUACAGUCACACGUUACGGUUAUGAAGGUACCAUUCCUUAGGAAACUUUAAUGUUUAUGUUACAAAGGUAUUUUUAUAUAUUAAUACAUAGGUAGCAUAUUGUUAUGUAUUCUAAUUAAUAUGUUACAAUUUAUGACAAAAAGUAGGAUAAGAUUGUGUCAAAGUUGUACUCUCUAAAUAUCAUCUUGGAUUAUUCAAGUAACGUAACGUCAGACGACGCGGCGCGUGCACGUGACGUCACGCGCUACAGGAGCCAAGCAGCAGUGUGCGCGUCGCCACCUGUGACGUCACCGCGCGGGGACUGCCACCGUUUCAUUGUCCCGCAUGUCGCGGCGCGGGUCGCGGGCGGCCGGGACGCGGCAGUGGCGCUCCACAUCUAAUAAAACUCAGUGGCGUAGCGUGAGUGUCGGCCGCCCGGGGCGGAAGACAAUUUUGCCGCCCCCUUAUUUAGGUAUUUUAAUUUAAUGUAUACUACACAUUACAUACAUUCAUAAUAGAGAACUUUUCGGCGAGAACAGUCAUGAAUCAGAGCACUCCCCGUGGUAUAGGCGAUAUAAUGUACAACGAAGUUGCUCUCUACGCAUUGCCAAAGUGUCAAGUCAGUUUUAAAUUUCCUGCCACUCAACAAUCCGAUUCGCACGCCGCUGAACGCGGUCCAGAGGAUGAACCUGGUACUGGGGUGCCCCCGCCCACAGAUGAGACUAGUAUUCCAUAUGGGGCCGAACCUGCGCCUUAUAUAGAAGCAGGCGAUGGGCUGGAGUCAAAUACUGCCUUGAUCUGUUGAGCACACCAAGCUUUUUCGAGGAUAAUUUAGCCUUACCCUCUAGAUGGCCACGGAUAUGGACGUCGCUCGAAAUGUUGAUGCCAAGUAUCCCAAUUCUAAUACCGGGUUAAACACGCAGACCUGUGUCUUAGUAUGGUUAAACUGGAACAAAUUAAGUUCACCCCAAUCUGAGAUUCUCCGCAAAGAAGUCUCGAUUUCAGACACAAGACGUUUUCCCGAGAAAUGUUAGCGCGGCCGGUAUAAUAGGCAUCACCUGUGCUGUCAUCUGCAUAACAGUGAAUGCCGCUGAUAUACAACAUAUCAUUUGAUAUGGAGGAGGAACAAGGUAGGUGAUAGCACGCAGCCUUGAGGGACACCUGCGUUUACAGACAGAAAGUCGGAGCAUACCCCGUCGACAACGACCUUAAUGCUUCUGUCUGCAAGGAAGCAGUAGACCCAUUCGCACAAUUUCUCGGGAAGACCUUAGGAAGAAAGCUUCGAAAGAAGCGCUUUAUGCCAAACCCGGUCGAAGGCUUUCGCCGCGUCCAAGCUAACUACCAACGCUUCCCCCUUAGAUUCGAUCGCCUGUGCCCAACGGUGUGUCAGGUAAACCAGAAGAUCCCCAGCCCAUCGACCUUUACGAAAACCGUAUUGUCGGUCAUUGAGUAGUUGGUGAUCUUCUAGGUACCGCAAGAGCGGGCAGUUAAUAAUGGAUUCCAUUAUUUUCGAGAAGAGGAAGUUAUAGCUAUCGGUCUGUAGUUGGACGGAUUUGUUCUAUCGCCUUUUUAGGGUUCCGUAGCCAAAUGGCAAAAAACGGAACCCUUAUAGAUUCGUCAUGUCUGUCUGUCUGUCCUUCCGUCCGUCCGUCCGUAUGUCACAGCCAUUUAUUUCCGAAACUGUUGGGCCUACAUAGUUGAAACUUUGAAGGUUGAUGUAUUUCGGUAACCGCUAUUCGAAUUUUGAAUAAAAUUGAAUACUUAAAUUUAAAAAUUAAAAGGGGGCACUCCAUACAUGGAACUGAUCCAAAAAAACAUUUUUUUCAGCUAACAUAUCCAUAAUGGGUGUCUAUGGAUAGGUCUUUAAAAAAGACAUUAAGGUUCUUAAAACCUACCUACCUCACGCCUACCCCCAUGGGAGACAGGCGUGAGGUUAUGUAUGUAUGUAUGUUCUUAAAACCAAUUUUCGUCAAAAUUAACCGUUUGAAAGUUAGACGCUUCUAAAGUGGAAAAAUGAGUGUCCCCCCCCCUCUAACUUUUAAAAUAAGAGAAGGAGAAAACAAAAAUAAAUAUAUGCUGUAGAUUUCAAUAGAAACUAACAACGAAAAAUGGUUUGAACCAGAUAUCAUUAUUAGUUUUUAAGAAAUAAAACAUUUUCAAAAACCGCAAAUAUAACUUUGUCGUUCAUACAAACACUAUGUAAAACCAAGUAAUUUUACAACUUUUAUAUUAUGAUGUCAUCUACUUGCUGUUACGGAAUCCUUCAUGGGCGAGUCCGACUCGCACUUGGCCGGUUUUUUUAGGGAUCGGAUGGACCAAGGCCGUCUUCCAUGAUUUCGGGACUACGCCUAAAGAGUAAGCUCAUUUUAUUCGGUCCAAAUUUGUACAGUCGACUCUAUCUAAAGGUUCCCUCUCGGGGUAGGACCACUCGUUAAAGGUUCCAUCCCCACUAUCACUUCUUCGAUCUCUUCUCCGAUCUCUAGUUGCGAAAAAAAUAUAAAAUGGUUGAAAUAUUUACAAAAUAUUUUUAUUAUUUAUUGUUUAAAAUUUGCCGCCCCCUAAAAAGUGCCGCCCGGGGCGGGCCGCCCCUGCCGCCCCCACUACGCUACGCCACUGAUAAAACUUAUCCAACACUUACUACUUUCAUACUUCACUAACGUACCUGAACAUUGCCGUAUUCUAAUUCGACUGCUCAUCUCUUCUGAUCCUAAAUUGGCGAUACAUGUACAUAUUACUACUUUAAUGUUUUACUUACAUUUUUUAACAUCUUGAUAAUUAUAUUUCGUACAAGUCUACAAGUGCCAACUGUUGAGCAAAUACCUCUUUCCACGCGGUAUACGGUUUAAGUCCAUAGCUACCGAGUUUGAUUAAAAUUAGUUUAUCAAUAUUAUGAAGGAAUAAAAAAUAUAUUUACACUAACCACUACGACCUUAAGAAAUGCAUGUUUGUGCCCAUCAGGGGGAGGGAGAAGAGGUCUUUUUAUUAGAUGUGGAACGUCGCCGACAUGUAAUAUACCUACUCAUUAUAUUUUAAACCUUUUGUCCGCCAGUGUCAUGUAGAUGACAAACCAAAUAGUGCCACCGUCGCUACUACAUGACACACGUUUAAACGUAAAUAAAGCUUUCUUUUUUGUUUCGUUUACUGAUGAUGUUUGUUAAUUAUAUUAACUGAUCAUAUUUCGUCUUUACAUAAAUGAUGAUAAAAAUACAAAAAACUUUGCAUUUGGAAAUGGCGGCCAAAAGGUAGCAGUUGAUACUUUGCAUCAAAGUAACAAUUUCAUUAACUGGUUUAUUUUCAGCUGGGACGAUGAAACAUUCUUCGUUCGCACUUCCGCUUGUUUCGUAUAUUCAGUACAAUCCCGUGGCGACGCCUGAACGAAACACGGGAAUGUGCUUACUGUUAUUGUAAAAUGUAGUUAGUACACGCUACACGGCCAGAGGGACUGAGCGCCCUCUUAUAUUUAUAAUCUCCUGAUAAUAAGUAUUAUUGUACUAGAAAUAAAACACAUUUAUUGGAA
Spodoptera frugiperda (fall armyworm) is the source of this 7134-nucleotide messenger RNA. It is a transcript of the gene bon, whose product is annotated as E3 ubiquitin-protein ligase TRIM33. The transcript is spliced from 15 exons. Gene Ontology annotation, molecular function: ubiquitin-protein transferase activity; zinc ion binding; protein binding. Gene Ontology annotation, cellular component: chromatin; nucleoplasm. The record is from RefSeq and is a predicted model, not a curated record. Gene Ontology annotation, biological process: positive regulation of DNA-templated transcription. The coding region runs from base 354 to 3242 and encodes 962 amino acids. Lineage: Eukaryota; Metazoa; Arthropoda; Insecta; Lepidoptera; Noctuidae.